Messenger RNA from Musca vetustissima, 2268 nucleotides. RefSeq lists its product as uncharacterized. Gene Ontology annotation, cellular component: centrosome; nucleus; cytoplasm. The coding region runs from base 22 to 2268 and encodes 748 amino acids. Lineage: Eukaryota; Metazoa; Arthropoda; Insecta; Diptera; Muscidae. Gene Ontology annotation, biological process: chromosome segregation; protein phosphorylation. Gene Ontology annotation, molecular function: ATP binding; protein kinase activity. The record is from RefSeq and is a predicted model, not a curated record. The transcript has 2 exons.
UCAUCAAAUUCUUCUCAUGAUAUGGAUAUAAGUGCUCAGUUUGCCCGAAAAACACUACAAGACUAUGAGGUUAUAUCGGUAAUUGGCAAUGGUGCCUUUGGAACGUGUUUUAAGGUGCGUGAUAAAGAAACGGGAGAACUAUUUGCCUGGAAAGGCAUGGAUUACGAUGAGCUAAGUGAAUCGCAAAAGGAAUCACUGGUUUCGGAAAUACGUGUUCUACGCCAGCUGCAACACCCUAACAUUGUCCAAUACUAUCAUCAUUUGGUGAACCAUGAGGCGAAAUCGAUUUUCAUAGUUAUGGAAUGUUGUGAAGGUGGCGAUCUAUCUCAACUGAUCGCCAAAGCAAAGGCGGAGAACAAACGUUUUGAAGAGCGUUACAUAUGGAGAGUACUAUUUCAGCUAUGCCGUGCUCUCCAGGUGUGCCACAAUAAAAUCAAAGAUGGUACAAUUCUGCACCGCGACAUAAAACCAGCCAAUAUUUUCCUUGAUAUGGAGGGUAAUGUUAAACUCGGUGACUUUGGAUUAGCCCGCAUGCUGAAGCGUAAUGAAUCAUUUGCGGAGACCUUUGUCGGAACUCCCUACUACAUGAGUCCGGAAAUGGUAAAAGGUUCAAAAUAUGAUCGGAAAUCGGAUGUUUGGGCUGUCGGCUGUUUAAUUUACGAAAUGUGUGCCCUUCGUCCGCCAUUCAAAGGCAAAGAAUUUACCCAACUGUCUGCAAAUAUUUCCAAUGGAAAGUUUAAUAAAAUUCCCGAAACCUAUUCUAAAGACUUACAAGAAAUCAUUGCCUUUAUGUUGGAAGUGGAAUAUGAGCAGCGACCGAGCAUAGAAGUUAUAUCGCGCCAUCCAAUAUUGGUGCGUAACAUCAAUGAUUUGGGAAACCAAUUUCCUCGCUUGGUCGAUAUUGAAAGUGUGGAACAAGAUUUUUAUGUGACCACCGAGGAACGUGAUACUCGCUGCAAAUUUGAAUACAGUCCAUUCCAAGAUUUCUCCGUGUACUCAGAGCAAAAUAGUUUUCACGAGGGUUAUGGUCAACGACGUAUGAGUAUAACGGGCGUGUUUACACCUGACCUAAGGGCGGAGUUAUUCUACUCGGCUAAGCGCAGAAUAUUUCCCAUAAAUCCCAAACUACAACUAUCCGAUCCCGAAUUAUAUGAAACUAUACGGCGUGAAGAAUAUGCCACAAUUGAUGAAACCAUCAAACCGGGACCUAGACAUUUUUCUCACGAAGACCACGACGAAGAACUAUCCCCUGAUUUACUAACAAGAGAUAUUUUCGACGAAGUUCUACAAGAACGGUUACAUGCUAUACGUGCCCAGGAAUCACUGCUCCAACAAAGAGAAGAAGUUCUUAAUGCCAGAGAACAACAACUUAAUGAGAAGGAGAAACGUCUAAUAGCCUUUGAACAAAGCCUAAUGGCGAAAUAUAAGGCACUAAACGAAGAACAAAUUGCAAAAUCAAAUUCCAAUUCCACCUCGGAGAUACCACCACCAAUCCCGCCUCGAAAACCUGUUAAUCCUGAUGAAACAUAUUGUACAAUAGAGCCCACCGAUACCACCUUACUGCAUGAACCCACAGUGGCCAAAUUGAACCUGGCCACAUUACCAGCACCAAAAGCAUUUCCCGCCCUACGUAAAGUUACAUUUCAAUCUCCCAAGAAGUUCAUAACCUAUGAUAUUGAGUCGAAACCAUGUAAGAUCAACGCUCCCACCAAUACAAAUCCAAUGCAAACAAGUGUAUCGAGUAAGGGAAGCGAUGAUUCCAAUGAAAGUUCCAGUACCACAAAUUCUACUUCCUCAUCAACAACAAAUCGACGUAAAUCCAUACUUUCAAUAUUUGGAUUAAGCCGCAACAACAAGGAAACAACGUCCAGUAAUAACCCAACAAACAAAUCGAUUCCUUCAUCAUCAUCAUCCUCCUCAUCAUCAUCGGUGCCAGUAAUCAGCAAUCCAGUAACAGCAACAACAACAGCUCAAGAACGUCUUACUUCCUAUCCAAAGAAAGAGGAACGCAUUCUUUCGAAAUGUGAAACUGCUGAUCUGACAAAUAUCUGGACCAAAGAACAUAAAAAGGCAGCUUUUGAAAUGUUGGCUGCAAUGAAUGCUGCAAGUGGUGAUGGCAGCAUGGCUCCUCGCCAUAAAAUACGUCAAUCGGUUCGUGAACGAAACACCCUACAGCGUAAUCGUAUGCGACGCUCGUUAAUGGCUCCACCAAUGGCUCAUUAUCCCCAUCAUGUUCCAAAUGGAAUGCGCGAACAGAUUGUACUUUGA